Molecule: messenger RNA, 501 nt
Organism: Drosophila willistoni
Lineage: Eukaryota; Metazoa; Arthropoda; Insecta; Diptera; Drosophilidae
Gene: NdufA3
Exons: 2
Coding region: 155-388 (77 amino acids)
Source: RefSeq, a predicted model, not a curated record
CACACGAAUACUAAUCGAAGGGGCAACACUACUAGGGGUGAGCAGAUUUUGAGUUUACUCACUCGAUUUAUAGUGUUAUCGCUACUUUGGAAACAGCUGAUUUGUUUCGACUCUUGUUGUGUAAUUGAGGAACGCUUUAAACAUAUUUUUGAUUAUGUCAGCACCAGCCGCCCGUGGUACCACAUCGCUGCUGAAGCGUGCCUGGAAUGAGAUUCCCGAUAUUGUCGGCGGAUCUGCUUUGGCCCUGGCUGGCCUUGUGAUGGCAGGAAUCGGUUUGGCCAACUACUAUGCCAAAGACGGUGACAAUCGCAAAUAUAAGCUGGGCUAUGUUGUGUACCGUCAUGAUGACCCACGUGUCCAAAAGAUACGUAACGACGAGGACGAUUAAAUUGAGCAAAAAAUGCUUGAAGUUUUUUUUAAUAGCUAAGUAAAUCAAUUAAAUCCACAACAAAAUAAACUCAUUCAAGGUAUGCAAUCCGGAUGUACGAAUUUAUGAUGAAA